UGUUAUCCUGCCAUGGCCAUGGCGUCCGCCCUUGCGCUCCUCCUCGCGCCCAGCCGAGGUACCCUCUCCGCCCCAUGGCAUCCCGGCCUCGCUCCUCCUCCUCCCCCCGGCCACCCUCUCCGCCCCAGCCGCCACCCACCCGCGCAAGGCCGGGAGCCCCCAGCAGCUCCAUGCCGCCUCCUGCUGCAGCAGUUCCGCUCCGGCCGUAGGAACCGGUGGAGGAGGCGCUACCGGAGCGAAGGAUUGCAGUUCUUCUUGGCAUGGUAUUUGAUGUCUCUUGAUAUGAAUCCGAUUGCAACUAAGGCGGUCACUUCUACCGUCCUAACUCUGGCCGUGGACCUCACCUGCCAGGGGAUUGCAGCAAGAAGUGUACGGAAUCAGUGAUUGGGAAAUGUGCUUCACAAUUUCAGUUCUGUGUCAUAGCUUGCGAUCGAUUGAGUUCCAAAGCUUGAUUUGAGGAGAACAUUCGUAUGCACAUUUUUGGGCCUUUGCCCUUGUGGGGCCAACUUUACAUGUACUUGUAUUUGAGUAAAUUAGUGACAGUCAGCGGAGCGUCAGGUGCCAUUGCCUGCCUUAUACUUGACCAGUUCUCCCAUUUUCAUUGGAGUUUUCAUGAGCUUACUAGUCACCAUUGCGGGGAAACCCUCUCUUAUAGUGCCAAAGCUGAAGCAGAGUGGUUAUCAUCAGUGUUGGCAAAUUGGCAAUUAUGGAUACCGUUUCAGUUUUUGAAUUUCUACUUUGUCCCCCAGAAGUUUCAGGUGCUUGCUGCUAAUUUUGUAGCCCUUGCGUGGAAUGUGAUUUUGACAUUUAAGGCUCACAAGGAGGUUACUGCAAAAUAGGUGGCUUCAUAGUAGGUUUACUGACUGACGAUGUGCAUGCUAAUGUAUACUAUAUCUUGCCUCUGCUUUUAGCAUGAACAUAUGCGUUAUUUGUGUUGUGAUGGGUUGAUGAAGCUCAUCGCGUUGGCAGUGUUGCCUCCUUCAGACUUGGUUAUGCCACCAAGGAACUUAUUAAGGAGACAAUUUGCUGGCGAUGGCCAUUGUUUUGGUUGGUUGGAUUACUAAAUGUAAGCAGAGGGUAGAAGGAAUCUACUACAUAUGAAUGUCAGCCCACUUGUCUGUAUAUAUGCCGUGCUUGGGUUUGCCCGCCUGGAAUUGCGUAAUGCCUGACGUGGACGGUAUGUAGUGUGUGUGUAUAUAUAUAUAUAUAUAUAUAUAAUCGAUGCCAUGCUCUGCUACCUGCAUAUAUGUUUGAAGCCAUGCCACGCCCAGCAAGUUCAACUACUACUGUGACAGUACUGCUGCCCAGUUGGAGUUGGUGGUGGCCGCUCCUCUUGGUGGUGGCGGCGGCGGUGGUCGCCGACGCCGACGCUGACGCAGACGCCGCAGCCCAGCCCCAGCUGGGGAUGGGGCUUCGUCCCAACUGCAGCACCACCUGCGGCGGCGUGAGCGUGCCCUACCCCUUCGGCAUCGACCCUGGCUGCCACCUUGGGGAGUCGUUCCGCCUCACCUGCAACACAAGCCUCAAGCCGCCGUUGCUGCUCCUCCGAAAGUGGUUCCAGGUCAUGAACAUCUCCCUCGAUGACUCCACCGUGCGCCUGACGGGGCUCAACCACAUCGAUACCCCAUUGAUGGUCCCGAUCCUGGGCCUCAACUUUGGGUACCAGCUGCAGGAAUGGUCCGUCACGUCUACUGGCGCGGUGCCAGGGCCAAAUGAGGGACGUCCUGGGAACGCAACGUGCCCAUAUGAUUUGGGCACCACCGCGUGCCAUAGCCGUCACAGCACCUGCCAGGGCCUCAGCAUCGGCGGCUACAUAUGCAAGUGCGAUGAGGGUUACCAAGGCAACCCUUACCUCAGCGACGGAUGCCAAGAUAUUGACGAGUGCUCGCUCCCGGGUAAAUGCUUUUCAAAUUGCACAAAUUUACCUGGCGGGUAUUGGUGCCAAUGUCCAGAGGGAACCAUUGGUGACCCAUCUACUCGAGAUGGCUGCGUCAAACCACGUGAUCCAAAUAAAGGGCUAACCAUUGGCCUAGGAGUUGGAAGUGGCGCAAUGCUCCUCUUUCUAGUCCUAAGCAUCACAUUUACGAUCUAUAGAAUCUUGACACGAAAGAAGAGGAUGAGACGGAGAUGCUUCGACCAAAACCAUGGUCAGUUGCUACAACAAUUAGUAUAUCAAAGGGCAGACAUAAGUGAGAGAAUGAUUCUUACUUUAGAUGAGCUAGAGAAGGCCACCAACAACUUUGACAAAGCCCGUGAGUUAGGUGGCGGAGGGCAUGGCACAGUAUAUAAGGGAAUUUUAUCAAGUCUACACGUCGUGGCAAUUAAGAAGUCAAAGAUAGUGAUACAGAGAGAAAUUGAUGAGUUCAUAAACGAGGUUGUUAUCCUCUCUCAGAUAAACCAUCGGAAUGUUGUGAAGCUUCAUGGGUGUUGUCUUGAGGCAGAAGUUCCUCUACUUGUUUACGAGUUCAUUUCCAAUGGAACCCUUUACAAUCAUCUUCAUGUGGAAGAUUUGUUAUCAUUGCCAUGGAAAGAUAGAGUGAGGAUUGCUGUUGAAACUGCUAGGGCACUCGCAUAUCUUCACUCACUUGCUUCGAUGCCAAUAAUUCACAGGGACAUCAAGUCUCCUAACAUACUUCUUGAUGAUAACUUAACAGUGAAGUUGUCAGACUUUGGAGCUUCGAGGUACAUUCCGGUUGACCAAACCGGGUUGGAUACAGCUGUGCAAGGAACAUUUGGGUAUUUGGACCCUACCUACCAUAGCACGGGGCACCUUACUGACAAAAGCGAUGUCUAUAGCUUUGGUGUGAUUCUUGUAGAGUUGCUUACCAGAAAGAAGCCAGUUUCUUAUAGAUCCCUAGAGGGUCAUGGUCUCAUAAACCAUUUUGCUUCCCUACUUUCAGAGGAUAACUUAGUUCGUAUAUUGGAUCCACAAGUUGUCAAGGAGGCAGGUGGGGAAGUUAUUGAUAUCGCACUGUUGGCAGCAAUGUGUGUGAAAUCGGUAAGCAAGGAGAGGCCGACCAUGAGACAGGUGGAAAUGACGCUUGAAAGUAUUCAUGCAGCAAAAGAGUACUAUGCUUCGAGUGACAUAACAGAGGAGUCUGAGGAGAACUACGUCCGCGUGAAUGAUAUGUCCAUUAUUGGAGGGACGAAUGAGGACACACUGCAAGCCAGCAUUGAUUACUAGAGCUUGCUUGGAGGAAGUUCAUGUCUCGAGACCGAUCAAGUCGUCUUUCAGUUGAGUGACGAUGAAUCGACAUGGAUCGAUGCUUUGCAUUAUUGCGGCUGAUAGUUAUUCUGUCUGGAAAAAGAAGUCACUUCCACCUUUUGCAAUUUAACAUGUG
Molecule: messenger RNA, 3341 nt
Organism: Panicum hallii
Lineage: Eukaryota; Viridiplantae; Streptophyta; Magnoliopsida; Poales; Poaceae
Product: wall-associated receptor kinase-like 10
Exons: 10
Coding region: 1247-3184 (645 amino acids)
Biological process (GO): cell surface receptor signaling pathway; protein phosphorylation
Cellular component (GO): plasma membrane
Molecular function (GO): polysaccharide binding; ATP binding; protein serine/threonine kinase activity
Source: RefSeq, a predicted model, not a curated record